Tetrahymena thermophila SB210 is the source of this 624-nucleotide messenger RNA. RefSeq lists its product as hypothetical. The record is from RefSeq and is a predicted model, not a curated record. The transcript has 2 exons. Lineage: Eukaryota; Ciliophora; Oligohymenophorea; Hymenostomatida; Tetrahymenidae.
AUGAGAAUUAAGGUGGAAGAAUCUGCAUUCGGAUUGAUUCGAAACUCAACUACAGAGUUGUUGAUUAGCUAAUACCAGAAUAAAUCCUAGAAUAGCAGUGUGAACUACAACUAUAUAUGGAAUAUUCACCUGAUGGCCUCUCUCCAUAUUGAAAAUUUCAUUAUUUGUGGUUAAUUGAAUAAUUAUUCUAACCCAUUCCCUCAUCUUUACUACUUAAACCUCUAAUAUGCUUCAACCUUCUAGAGAAAUACAUAGCCUCCAUUUAUUUUAGACUACAUCUUUACAUCUUUCAGGUUCAACUUCACCAUCGAAACAAUUCCCUGCUAAAAUGAAUCUGAAAAUUCUAUACUUCUAGCUAACAUACAAAUUACUAAUCAAUUAGAUAUCUCUUACAAACUAUCAAAUACCUAGAAAAGACUUGAGCCUCGUGUUAUGUUAUAUGGCUACAAUCUAGAGAAUAGGUUGUAAGAGCAAAUAAAAAAGUAAAUAAAAAAUUUCCUUUAUUCCACAAAAUCUGGUUAGCCUUAAGUCAAAGAGCAAGAUAACUCAGAAUACUUAAGUCUUUCACCACCGAAAUUGACCAUAAUCUGCUCUCAAAUUACUCCAAACAAUCCUAAAAUCUGA